This is a messenger RNA of Hydra vulgaris (swiftwater hydra), 1721 nucleotides long. RefSeq lists its product as uncharacterized. NCBI's taxonomy places the organism in Eukaryota, Metazoa, Cnidaria, Hydrozoa, Anthoathecata, Hydridae. The record is from RefSeq and is a predicted model, not a curated record.
CCUAAAUAAGUAGUUGUACAUUUUUACACAAUGAAAAUAUGCUUAUUGCAAUAUUAAAAGUUUCACUGUUGCAGGAAAUCAAUAAAAAUGAUUGGUUUUGUUCUCAUACUGGCUAUUUUUGGUAAAGUUCAGAAUUUAAAUGAUGCAAGUUGUGGUCAAACUUUUUUUAGUUUUAAUUCAGGUUCUAUAGCUAGUUCUACAAAUGGAAAUUGUGUAUAUAAAAUAGAUGUUUCAUCUCAAUUCCGAUGGGUUCUUUUGGAAUGGACUGAAUUUAGAUUUGAUGCAACAAUGCCUAACUGCAAUGAUGGUGAUUCUGUUGAAGUUUUAACUGGGUGCUCUCAAAAAACCAUUGUAUCUCAAUUCUGUACUCGCAAUAUGAAGCGACUUCCACAUGCCAUAUUUUCAUUUGAAGGAUGUAUUGAGAUUCGUCUUAAACCUAAAAGCCAAAGAUUUUUAAGUAAAUUUCAAGCAAGUUAUCGAUCAUUUCCGCAAGACGAAGUAAUACCUUCAAAGUUUUAUUCAAGCUGCAAUAGUAAUAUUUACAAUUCAGUGGGAGUUGUAUCCAGUCCAAAUUGGCCAUUAACUUAUAACUCUAAGAACAUUUUAACUUCAUUGAAGUGUGAAUGGGACAUUGAAAGUUUUACCAGUAGCCAAGUAUAUAAGUUGAAUUUUAUGGACAUGGAUUUUUAUGGAUCGGAUUAUGUUAAAGUUAAAGGUGAAAAAUCGUCCCAGAUUACUGGUAAAUACGAGUGGAAUAUUUACAAAAAAAGUCAAUUAACUACAAAAUAUUACUCAUUAGAGAUUGAAUUUCAAAAAUCUUUUUUUUCAAGAUCAAAUAAUCGGGGUUUUGUUGUUGGUUUUGUAGCUUAUGAUGAAGCUAUAUCUGUUACUGCUGUAACUUGGAAGUUUAUUGUUGGUGGAGUAUUUGCGCUACUUUUUUUUAUUGUAUUUAUUGCUAUAUGCUGUUUUCGAGCAUAUAAAAGAAGACAAACUAAUACCCAAGUACAAUAUUCAAGUGCACAAUAUGGUACUGUACAACCAGAAUGUUCAGAUUCUUAUCCUAAAGUUCAACCUGGUUAUCCCCAACAAGCUGGCUAUCCCCAACAAGCUGGCUAUCCUCAACAACAACCUGGUUACCCUCAGCAACAAGGUGGCUAUCCUCAGCAACCAUUUGGUGGGUAUCCUCAGCAAGCUGCUUAUCCAACACCAGUUGAAUAUCCAGUCAAACAAGGUUACCCUGUUGAUUUUACACAAUAUCCUCCUCCUACUCAUCAAAAUUUAGCAAACGCCAACAUUCCUCCUCCACCAUAUCCUGGUGUUCAACAACCUCCGUAUCCAGUAGCUCAACAGCCUUAUCCUGGUGCUCAACAACCUUCUAAUCCUGGUGCUCAACAAACGCAUUCUUUCAUACCGCAGUAGCAGAUUUUAUAUACUUUACUCGUUUUAUAUUUUGAUAAAUUAACAUUGUUAUUUUGGCAUUUAUUGUUUGUCUAGAUCCUUAUUUGGCAUAUAUUGUUUGUUUAGUUUUUUUUUUAUUUAUUAUUUUUGUCUAUUUGUUUUGUUUUAAUGGUUUGUUUUAAGCAACUUAGUUUUGGUAAAUUUAUCUUUUUCAUAAUGUUUUGGUUUUUCAAAUUUUUUUUAUUUUAUUUUUAAGAAUGCACUUAUAAAAAUUUUGUAUUAACAUUUUUAAUUGAAUAAAACUAUUUCAUUGACUUACCAUA